Molecule: messenger RNA, 3654 nt
Organism: Lepisosteus oculatus (spotted gar)
Lineage: Eukaryota; Metazoa; Chordata; Actinopteri; Semionotiformes; Lepisosteidae
Source: RefSeq, a predicted model, not a curated record
UACGCCUUCGUUCCUUGGUGGAAGUGACGUAGAGCUGUCAACAUGUAAGAUGGCGGCUCAUCACAGGCAGAAUGCUGCUGGGCGGAGAAAAGUGCAGGUUUCCUAUGUAAUAAGAGAUGAGGUGGAGAAAUACAAUCGCAAUGGGGUAAAUGCUCUACAGUUGGACCCGGCUCUGAAUCGGCUAUUCACGGCAGGAAGGGACUCCAUCAUUAGGAUAUGGAGUGUCAACCAGCACAAACAAGAUCCCUACAUAGCAUCCAUGGAGCAUCAUACAGAUUGGGUGAAUGACAUUGUGUUGUGUUGCAAUGGAAAAACCUUAAUAUCAGCUUCUUCGGACACCACAGUGAAAGUCUGGAAUGCACAUAAAGGCUUUUGCAUGUCUACGUUGCGGACUCACAAGGACUACGUAAAAGCUUUAGCAUAUGCAAAAGACAAGGAAUUGGUGGCAUCUGCAGGACUGGAUAGACAGAUUUUCCUUUGGGAUGUAAAUACAUUAACAGCACUGACUGCCUCAAACAACACAGUUACAAGUUACAUUGUUCCUAUACUGGAACAGGUGCUGAGAGUCUGGGACCCUCGGACCUGUGCGAAACUAAUGAAACUGAAAGGACACACAGACAAUGUGAAAUCAUUACUAUUAAACAGAGAUGGAACACAGUGUUUAUCUGGCAGCUCUGAUGGGACAAUCCGCCUGUGGUCCUUGGGUCAGCAGAGGUGUAUAGCCACGUACCGAGUACAUGAUGAAGGAGUCUGGGCUCUCCAGGUUAAUGAAGCCUUCACCCACGUUUACUCCGGGGGACGGGACAGAAAAAUCUACUGUACAGAUCUCCGGAGUCCCGACAUCAGGGUUCUCAUCUGUGAGGAAAAAGCCCCAGUUCUGAAGAUGGAACUGGACAGAUCAGCAGAUCCUCCUCCAGCUAUCUGGGUGUCCACCACUAAAUCCUCAGUGAACAAAUGGUCCCUAAAGGGUAUCCACAAUUUCAGAGCAUCUGGUGAUUAUGACAAUGACUGUAGCACUCCCUUGACACCUCUUUGCACACAACCAGAACAGGUCAUCAAAGGGGGAGCUAGCAUAAUUCAGUGCCACAUACUGAAUGAUAAGAGACACAUACUUACCAAAGACACAAACAACAAUGUGGCUUACUGGGAUGUACUGAAGGCAUGUAAAGUGGAAGACCUUGGGAAGGUAGAAUUUGAUGAAGAAAUCAAAAAGAGAUUCAAGAUGGUAUACGUGCCAAACUGGUUCUCUGUAGAUUUGAAAACUGGGAUGUUGACAAUCACUUUGGAUGAGAGUGACUGUUUUGCUGCCUGGGUCUCUGCCAAGGAUGCUGGAUUCAGUAGUCCCGAUGGAUCUGACCCAAAACUAAAUCUCGGUGGACUGCUUCUUCAAGCUUUGUUGGAGUACUGGCCAAGAACGCACAUCAACCCAAUGGAUGAAGAGGAAAAUGAAAUUAACCAUGUUAACGGGGAACAGGAAAACAGGAUACAGAAAGGAAAUGGGUAUUUUCAGGUUCCACCACACACUCCAGUCAUUUUUGGGGAAGCAGGAGGAAGGACUCUUUUCAGGUUACUGUGUCGAGAUUCAGGUGGUGAAACAGAGUCCAUGCUGCUAAAUGAGACUGUUCCACAAUGGGUUAUUGAUAUCACUGUGGAUAAAAAUAUGCCUAAAUUCAACAAAAUCCCAUUCUACCUCCAGCCUCACUCCUCUUCUGGUGCAAAGACUCUAAAGAAGGAUCGGCUCUCUGCCAGUGACAUGCUGCAGGUGAGAAAAGUCAUGGAGCACGUGUACGAGAAGAUUAUAAACCUAGACAAUGAGUCGCAGACCACCAGCUCCUCCAACAAUGAGAAGCCAGGAGAGCAGGAGAAAGAGGAAGAUAUAGCUGUGCUGGCAGAGGAGAAGAUUGAACUGCUCUGUCAGGAUCAGGUUUUGGAUCCAAAUAUGGACCUGCGAACAGUAAAGCAUUUUAUCUGGAAGAGUGGUGGUGACCUCACCCUCCAUUACAGACAGAAAUCUACGUGAACCAAAGGCAUGGGAGUCUGAAAAUCUGCCAGCCACCGCCAGACUGUACUUUUAAUCACUGUACCAAUCUCAAGAGUAGUACUGUAGAAGCCCCACUCGACCCUGUGUUAGAUACUGUCUUUCAGUGAUCAGGCCACACGACAAUUUCUAAUUAUUGCAAGAAGCUGUUUCAUAAUGUAAUAUAGAUAAACUAUAGAAUAUACAAUGAAUCACUGUUGUCUGAAUUACUUUGUCCAUGAGAAAGAACACAAUAUGGUAUGGGGUACAUUAUGCUGUGUACAGUGAAUGGAUUAAAAAAAUAAUUCCCAGGACAUUAUUAUUACUACUUUUUAUUUUUAUUUUCUUUGCUUUCUAGUUGUACUUUUGGUUUGUACAUAUUUUGAGGGGGCAUGCCCAUUUUGGAACACACCACGUUGGUUGUUUGUGCACAUCAGUGUUCUCUUUGUGAUGUGUUGGGUAAAUUGCACGCUUUUUGUGUUUUUUUUUCAGUACAUUCCAGGAACAUGCUUUGUUUCCAACAACGUUACCACCCUUUGUCUUUCCAUACUAGUGAGAAGUCCAAAUGAAGAAUGUGGACAUGCAAGCUACAGUAUGAAACAAUCAUAAACGUUCAAUCAAGUGUGAGUUAGUAAGGGUAAUGACCUGACCUGGCAUGUUUCAUUUCAUGGGCUUUUGAUGCCUCAUCGUUCUUCCUCGUAAGAAAUGCAUCGGAACAAAUCCUUCGAUUCUGCGAAUAUACAGCACUGAGAUACAUAAAUACGUAGGGGUUUUAAGCAUAAGCAUCAAUUUAUACGUCAAUCGGAAUCCCAUGGAUUUAAUUUCACCUCAAUGUUUCAUGCAUAGAAGUUCCAUUUUCUCUUAUGCAUAUUCUAGGUGGGCUGCACUGCCUUUCAUUAGUAGAGGGUAUCUGUUUUUUUCCUUUUCUGUAAAUUAUGUGUAUUUUAAAACUUAUUUUAUAGGUAAAGUGAAAUACAUGAUUCCCUUUAUUUUUAGGAAGCCAGUUUGGACUUGUUUUUAUGUAGCAAUUCUUUUCUGAAUUCAGUAGAUUUUCUCCUAAAAAAAAAACAGAAGUAAAGCUACAGCGCUAUAUUUAUAGCCUUGUGGAGAACACCGUGUCAAUGUCCAUAUAGUAGGAUUUCUCAUGUAGGAAUAAUACAGGGAUGAUGUCCUUGUUGUUACCCAUGCCUGCCUGCAAAAUAUCAACUUAGCCGUUGAUACAUACAAAAAAACUAAGGGUUUGCAACAAAUGUUAUUUUGAAGAAAGUUGAGUAUUUUCCAAAUGAGACAGUGAAGCUCAGUCCAAUUUUUUAUAUAGUACAAUUUAAGCUGUGCUCCAUGAAUUUGACUUUUAUUGGUGGUAAUUUCACUGCACAGUGUAACAGAUUAUAGAAAAUAUAUUUCAGCAUAAAAAGGAUAAUAUUUUCGUUUUGGCCAGUCCAAAAAUAAAAUUGAAAACAGAUCUCUUAAGUAUAGUUGUUGUACAAGCUGUAUAUGAAGUUAAAAUCUAUGGGGAAUGUGUAAAGCUGCCAUAUUCAUGACCCCUGUAUUAUUUAUGCUCCCCGUGUUGAUUGUAACUAUGUAUGUAGUAUAUUUUGGUUUAAUAUCUGCUAAAUAAAUUGACCAAUAUAAAAUUC